Salpingoeca rosetta is the source of this 1447-nucleotide messenger RNA. RefSeq lists its product as uncharacterized. NCBI's taxonomy places the organism in Eukaryota, Choanoflagellata, Craspedida, Salpingoecidae. The coding region runs from base 258 to 995 and encodes 245 amino acids. Gene Ontology annotation, biological process: metal ion transport; positive regulation of protein ubiquitination; vacuolar transport. Gene Ontology annotation, cellular component: endoplasmic reticulum; Golgi apparatus; perinuclear region of cytoplasm. Gene Ontology annotation, molecular function: WW domain binding. The record is from RefSeq and is a predicted model, not a curated record. The transcript is spliced from 6 exons.
CGCGCACCAAUCACGCGACUUUCAGCGAAAUUCCUUCCCUCUUGUUUCUUCUUGUGUCUUGCGUGGCGGUCGCUCUGCUCUUGCUUCUGAUUUCCCUCUCUCUUUGAAUGAAGAACAACACGAACCUGUUUCUGUUCUCCACCCCCUUGUUCCUUCCCCCAUACCUGCUGUUGUUGUUACAAUUACGAUCACGCUUCCCUUGUCUCCGUGCUUGCUUCAGCCUCAGCCUCAGCUGAUUGUUUUGACAAACACCGGCCAUGCCACAAGGACCGCGCUACCACCAGGUCCCCUCGAGUGAGGCAGACGCAUCACACGAGCGCACACAGGAAGUUCCACUCGUUGCAGACGACGAGCCCCUGCCCUCCUACGAAGCAGCAGCAGGCCAGACCACAAACACAUCCUCCUCGGCGCCUACCGCCGUGUUUGUGUUGCCGUCAUACGAAGAAGUGCAGGAGAUGAAGCGCCAAGCGAACGAGGAACGGAGCACCUCCACUGCGCCAGCACAGGCCGUGGUUGAAGCCGACCACUACCUCGGCACAGACGCGUCCUUCAUCCUCUCCUUCCUUGUUGCGUUCCUGUUGAACGGGAUUGGCUUCUUGUGUGCGUUUCUCAUGUCGAGCACAAUUGCUGGGCGGUACGGUGCCACGUCCGGCUUUGGGCUUGCCCUCGUCAAGGUCUCGGUCAUCUUCUACCACGUGUACGUUGCGUCUGUUGGCGGUGACACGGACGACGACAAUGACUCCAUGUUCCUGUUUGGCAUCUACCGCCCACCCUCGACAGCGAGCCCCGCGCCAAACGCCACCGCCAUCAGCAGCGACGGCAGCGUGACAGCCGUGUUCUACGAUGACCCCGCAUACAACGACGGCCACUCGCCGCGCGCACACAUGUGGAUCAGCUGCCUCUUCUUCUUCUUUGGCGUGAUGCUCUUUUUCCACGGCAUCAUCGGAUAUGUGCGCGCAAAGGCCGCCGUGCGCCGGGCCCGCGCCGCCCUCUAACCGCCGCCGCCUCCCCCCCCCCCCACCGCUGACUGCAAUUGCAAUUCACUCCAUGGCGAUACCAUGGUGACGCAGCACCUCUUCCAUCCUCGUGAUCCUGUGUACAACAAGCAACAAACAUCCAAACAUGAACCAUGCACCAAACAAUCAUGAUGCGCAAAAACAACUUCCGUCCUCAUGUCUGUGCCCGUCUUGUGGCCUGCUUUUUGUUUGUUUGUUUGUUUGUUUGUUUGUUUGUUUGUUUGUUUUUGUUGACUUGACGCAUUAUCAGCAACCUCAAUGCACGUUACGUGAUGGUCCUAACUGUCUUUGUGUGUGCUGUGCGUGAUUUGAUACGCGCGUGCCUUUCUUUGCUUGUCCUGCCUUUCCUUUGCCUUUUCUCUCUUCAUUUUUCUUUUCUUUCUGCGUUGUGUUUCCUUGUUGUUGGUUUGGAUAAACCCAGCACAACGAAC